UCACAGAACACAGAAAGCUCAUGCGAACAAUUUAAUACGGGCAAAAUAUGCAUAGGCUAUAUUGUAUUUUUUAAUAUUUAAUAUUAAGCGUUGCUAAAAUUUUCCUGGACAUGUCGUCGAUGUAUCAAGCAACCAAGUGUAAGAAAAGUAUCAAGCGCAAGAUAAAAAUUAGCCCAGCAGUACCGCGCAACUCCAAAUGGCCAACCGAAGAGUGGGCUUCUGUCUGAGCGACAAAAAGAGGAAAAGAAUGAACCUGUCUGCCUUCGCAGAGCUUUGUAGGCACCAUGGUAUUGAAGUGGUUGAGAUUGACCUGAGUCGACCAAUGGCAUCCCAGGGCCCCUUUGAUGUCAUUGUUCACAAACUUUCUGAUGUCAUCGUGGAAGCUGAGUAUAACAGCCAGUCGCAGAAUCUCCUCUCGAACGUCCAGGAAUAUGUGUCUGCACAUCCUCUCACAGUUAUGCUGGACCCUCUGCCAGCGAUGACCCUGCUACUCGAUCGCUUUGCAGCCUAUCGCAUCAUGAACAAGCUGCAGAAUUCCCUGAGAGACAGGGGUAUCUGCAGCCCCCCUUACCUGGAGAUCAAUACCAGUGAUCAGCUGUCAAUCAGGGAGGCAGUGGAGAGGAAGCGGCUCAUUUAUCCUUUGAUCUGCAAAACCAGAGUGGCCCACGGUCUGCGCUCCCAUGAGAUGUCCCUAAUCUUCUGUCCCGCGGGGCUGAAGGACGCCCGGCCCCCUUGCGUGCUGCAGAGCUUUGUGAACCACGGCGCGGUGCUGCACAAGGUUUUCGUGGUGGGGGAGGCGCACUUCACCGUAGAGAGACCCUCGCUCAAGAACUUCCCCCUGGGUCCAUGUGACAGGAAGACAAUCUUCUUCAACAGCCACGAGGUGUCCAAGCCAGAGUCCUGCUCCCACCUGACUGCCCUGGAUGAGAAGACCCCCCGACUGCCCCCCCCUAGCAGAGACGUCAUGGUUGCCUUGGUGAAGGAGCUGCGGGCGGAGCUUGGCAUGGCGCUAUUCGGAGUGGACGCCAUCGUCAACAUCCACACGCGUACCCUCACCAUCAUCGACAUCAACAUCUUCCCCGGGUAUGAAGGAGUUCCGCAGUUCUUCUCCUCCCUCCUCAGUCAUAUUGAAUCAGUCCUGAAGCAGAGGGACUGUCCCGCUAUCAAGAGCCCCCCACCUCCCUGACCCACCCCCCAACUGUCUUCUGAGGGGUUGUUUCUGACGAUGUCAGCCCAUUACUAGACGUCUGCAUCUACACACAAGGCUUCAGCAUCUACAUUGUGAAAUAUCCAGUACUUGCCCCUCCUACUGAUUAACAGUUGGUAGUUCACCUGUCUGGGGUCAUCUUCUAUAACAGGGCUGUCCAGUUUUAUGGCCCGGCGUGGGUGCAGGUUUUUGUUUCAAUCAAGCUGUACCACACCUGAUUCUACUUAUCAAGCUCUUGUUUGAAGUUAAUUUGUUGAAUCAGGUGUCAUAGUGCUGGGUGGAAACAGAAACGGGCCCCCACACUGGCCAUUUCAGGGAAAGAAUGGACACCCCUGUUCUAGAAUCUCAAGUGAUACUGGUAUCUCCUGCACGGUUGGAGCACAGAUCAGGCUGGUGAGGUCAGAGGUCAAACAGCAGGACCCUUUAGACAUCACCUCUUGGUCGUAAUAAAACUACAUAUAAAAUCCUAACUUGGUUUCUUGCCUUGCUGGGUGAAAAAUUAAAAUCGGAUUCAUUCUUU
Molecule: messenger RNA, 1727 nt
Organism: Conger conger (European conger)
Lineage: Eukaryota; Metazoa; Chordata; Actinopteri; Anguilliformes; Congridae
Product: inositol-tetrakisphosphate 1-kinase-like
Exons: 11
Coding region: 197-1186 (329 amino acids)
Biological process (GO): inositol trisphosphate metabolic process
Cellular component (GO): cytoplasm
Molecular function (GO): inositol-3,4,5,6-tetrakisphosphate 1-kinase activity; inositol-1,3,4-trisphosphate 6-kinase activity; ATP binding
Source: RefSeq, a predicted model, not a curated record